Penicillium lagena is the source of this 294-nucleotide messenger RNA. RefSeq names its product SNARE domain- containing protein. Gene Ontology annotation, biological process: intra-Golgi vesicle-mediated transport. Bases 1 to 294 code for a protein of 97 amino acids. Lineage: Eukaryota; Fungi; Ascomycota; Eurotiomycetes; Eurotiales; Aspergillaceae. The record is from RefSeq and is a predicted model, not a curated record. The transcript has 3 exons.
AUGAGCGAUGCCUACGAGCGCGAGCAACAAAACAAUGCGCUCCUUAACUCUCUCUCAUCAAAGGUCUCCGCCCUCCGGUCCGUGACGAUCGAUAUCCAUGACAAUGCGCGGGACCAGGACACCCUUGAUCAUUCGAGCGAAGUGUUCUCCUCAUUCUCGACGAACCUGAAAGGCAGCGCCACUCGACUGACGAUGAUGGCAAAACAAGGUGACACGGUCGCCGUCCUCAAAAUCGCGGGCAUGUGCAUAGCGGCGGGAAUAUUGAUUUAUAUGAUUCUGGGAUGGAUCUUUUAG